Rhipicephalus sanguineus (brown dog tick) is the source of this 357-nucleotide messenger RNA. RefSeq names its product mitochondrial import inner membrane translocase subunit TIM14. NCBI's taxonomy places the organism in Eukaryota, Metazoa, Arthropoda, Arachnida, Ixodida, Ixodidae. The transcript has a single exon. The record is from RefSeq and is a predicted model, not a curated record. Gene Ontology annotation, molecular function: ATPase activator activity. Gene Ontology annotation, biological process: protein import into mitochondrial matrix. The coding region runs from base 1 to 357 and encodes 118 amino acids. Gene Ontology annotation, cellular component: PAM complex, Tim23 associated import motor.
AUGUCUUCGAGCGUAAUAGUUGCUGGCCUUGCUCUUGCCGCUGUGGGAUUUACAGGGCGUGCGCUGCUACGCUCAUCGAGAGCGUGGUCGAAAACGCUGCAAGAAAGCUUGAAGAAUUUGCCCACCGCCGAAUCCUUUGCCGGUUCGAAGUACUACAAGGGCGGUUUUGAAACGAAGAUGAGCAAGCGAGAAGCUGGUCUCAUCCUUGGUGUGAGCCCUUCCGCAAGCAAAUCGAAGCUGAAAGAUGCCCACAAGAGGAUCAUGCUGCUCAACCAUCCAGAUCGUGGAGGCUCUCCUUACCUGGCUGCUAAAAUUAACGAAGCGAAGGACUUGCUUGAGAGCGGCAAGUCAAAAUAG